GCUAAGUGCGCCGCAUUACGGCACAAGCGACAUCUUCAUUACGGCACAAGCGACAUCUUCAUUACGGCACAAGCGACAUCUUUAUCACGGCACAAGCGACAUCUUUAUUGGCAGCUUCGAACGAGGCCUUUUUGGACUGCUGUUGGGUGAAAAGGAUAGAGGUUGCAUAUUGUUCUGAUGAAUGGAUUAGCAUCUCUUAACUUUUUUGACUCGAGAAUUGGCUCUUUUCUUCCUCAUUUCGAUCAAUCUCUUGGCGGCCGUUGAAGGAUCACGAUAAUAAGCAAUGAAGCUUCCUUGGCUUCUGCCGGCACUGCUUGGUAGCGGAGCCGCAGCAGGCCUCGACAAGGUUGGGAUUGCCGUUGGCGACAAGGUCUGGACUGUUGAGAGCAGAGUUUAUCUGGGGAAGGGCAUCACAUACCAAGAACAAGACAGCGAGGAUGGCGCCUCAAUACAGUCUGCCAGCGCCAACAGCAUUCCAGCCGCUCUAGACACACUUAAUAUGGAUUUACCCAACAAAACCAAACCUGGACUAAAUUAUCCUGACACUGGAGAUGCCGCGCCGAUCAUCACGCUCAAAUCAGCAAGCAACAACGCUGCUCAAAGCCCAGAGGAUGGCCCCUCAAGUCAGCAGGCAGGCCCAUCUUCAGGUCUGAGCCAUGACCCGUCAGGCCUGGAUGAGUCUUCGACACGCCCCUCCAGGAGGGCCGAGACGAAGAAUCCGGCCUCGGCCAACCGUGCGAUAGCAGGCAUGGGCGUGGGCUUGGUUUCGGUCAUGCUCAUCUUCACCGUCUUUUUGUGAAAUGCCUCUUCCCUUCCAUUCGGUCCCGGGCGG
Molecule: messenger RNA, 832 nt
Organism: Parathielavia appendiculata
Lineage: Eukaryota; Fungi; Ascomycota; Sordariomycetes; Sordariales; Chaetomiaceae
Exons: 3
Coding region: 284-799 (171 amino acids)
Source: RefSeq, a predicted model, not a curated record